Molecule: messenger RNA, 3195 nt
Organism: Tupaia belangeri chinensis (Chinese tree shrew)
Lineage: Eukaryota; Metazoa; Chordata; Mammalia; Scandentia; Tupaiidae
Product: membrane primary amine oxidase
Exons: 4
Coding region: 208-2496 (762 amino acids)
Biological process (GO): response to antibiotic; amine metabolic process
Cellular component (GO): Golgi apparatus; plasma membrane; early endosome
Molecular function (GO): quinone binding; copper ion binding; primary methylamine oxidase activity
Source: RefSeq, a predicted model, not a curated record
GGUCCCUUCACUCCCCGCCAUAAGACUCUGCCCUUGGCUGCUUGCAUGUUAUCCAUCAGGCCUUCUGACUGGAGCCACCACACAGACACCAGGACCCUCGAAAGCUGAGAGGCACCCUGCACCCCGGCCCUGUCUGUCUGGUUCUCUUUCUGUCUCCGCUUCCGUGUUCAGAAUCAAGAGCCUGAAGACAGCCCAGCAGCUUUAGUGAUGGCCAUCUUCAUCAUUUGGUCCCUAUUUAGUGUUCUGGCAGCAGGCAUGGGUGAAGGUGGGGCUGAGAGUAAGAAAAGCGUCGAGAGGGAAUGUAAACCCAGCCUGACUCCCAACUGCCCCUCCGUAUCACCUAGUGCCUCACCCAGGACACACCCCAGCCAGAGCCAGCUGUUUGCAGACCUGAGCCCAGAGGAGCUAACCGCUGUGAUGAGCUUUCUGACCCAGCAGCUGGGGCCGGGGCUGGUGCAUGCAGCCCAGGCCCGCCCCUCAGACAACUGCAUCUUCUCCGUGGAGCUGCAGCUGCCCCCCAAGGCUGCAGCCCUGGCCCACUUGGACAAGGGGAGCCCCCCACCUGCCCGGGAGGCACUGGCCAUCGUCUUCUUUGGUGGACAACCCCACCCCAACGUGACUGAGCUGGUGGUGGGACCGUUGCCUCAACCCUCCUACAUGAGGGACGUGACUGUGGAGCGUCAUGGGGGUCCCCUGCCCUAUCACCGACGCCCUGUGCUGAUGCGAGAGUACCUGGACAUAGACCAGAUGAUCUUCGACAGAGAGCUGCCCCAGGCUGCUGGUCUUCUCCACCACUGUUGCUUCUACAAAGGACAAAAAAGGAACCUGGUGGCUAUGAACACAGCCCCCCGUGGUCUGCAAUCAGGGGACCGGGCCACCUGGUUUGGCCUCUACUACAAUAUCUCAGGGGCUGGGUUUUUCCUGCACCCUGUGGGGUUGGAGCUGCUGGUAGACCACAAGGCUCUGGACCCUGCCCACUGGACCAUCCAGAAGGUGUUCUUUCAAGGCCGCUACUAUGAGAGUCUGUCCCAGCUGGAGGACCAGUUUGAGGCCGGCCUGGUGAAUGUGGUGCUGAUCCCAGACAAUGGCACAGGUGGGUCCUGGUCCCUGAAGUCCCAGGUGCCCCCGGGUCCAGCCCCCCCUCUGCAGUUCCAUCCCCAAGGCCCUCGCUUCAAUGUCCAAGGGAGUCGAGUGGCCUCCUCAUUGUGGACUUUCUCCUUUGGCCUCGGAGCUUUCAGUGGCCUGAGGAUCUUUGACAUCCGCUUCCGAGGGGAGAGGGUGGCCUAUGAAGUCAGCGUCCAGGAAGCCCUGGUCAUCUAUGGUGGAAACACUCCUUCUUCUCUACGAAUCCGGUACACAGAUAGCGGUUUUGGUUUGGGCCACUACUCCUCACCCCUGACCCGUGGGGUGGACUGUCCCUACCUGGCCACCUAUGCUGACUGGCACUUUCUUUUGGAGUCCCAGGUCCCCAAGACAAUUCAUGAUGCCUUCUGUGUGUUUGAACAGAACCAGGGCCUCCCCCUGCGGCGACACCACUCAGAUACUGACCCCCAGUAUUUUGGAGGUGUUACGGAAACGGUACUGGUCGUCAGAUCUGUGUCCACCAUGCUCAACUAUGACUAUGUGUGGGAUAUGGCCUUCCAUCCCAAUGGGGCCAUAGAGGUCAGGUUACAUGCCACAGGCUACAUCAGCUCAGCGUUCCUUUUUGGUGAUGCCCGAAGAUAUGGAAAUCAAGUUGGGGAGCACACGCUUGGCACCAUCCACACCCACAGCGCCCACUUCAAGGUGGAUCUGGAUGUAGCAGGACUGGAGAACUGGGUCUGGGCCGAGGACAUGGCCUUCGUCCCCGUGACUGUGCCCUGGAGCCCUGAGCACCAGAUGCAGAGGCUGCAGAUGACCCGGAAGCUGCUGGAGACAGAGGAGCAGGCGGCCUUUCCCCUGGGAGGUGCCAUCCCUCGCUAUGUGUACCUGGCCAGCAACCACAGCAACAAGUGGGGUCACCCACGGGGCUACCGCAUCCAGCCACUCAGCUUUGCUGGGGAGCCGCUGCCACAGAACAGCUCCAUGGAGAGAGGCUUCAGCUGGGGGAGGUAUCAACUGGCCGUGACCCAGCGGAAGGAGACGGAGCCCAGUAGCACCAGCAUCUACAAUUUGAAUGACCCUUGGACACCCACCGUGGACUUCACUGACUUCAUCAACAAUGAGACGAUUGCAGGACAGGACUUGGUGGCCUGGGUGACAGCUGGUUUCCUGCACAUCCCACAUGCAGAAGACAUUCCCAACACGGUGACCGUGGGGAACGGUGUGGGCUUCUUCCUCCGACCCUACAACUUCUUUGAUGAGGACCCCUCCUUCUACUCUGCCGACUCCAUCUACUUCCAGGGGCACCAAGAUGCUGGGGCCUGUGAGGUCAACCCCCUGGCUUGCCUGCCCCAGGCUGCUGCCUGUGCUCCUGACCUCCCUGCCUUCACCCACGGGGGCUUCUCUCACAACUAGGUGGUCCUGGGAUGGGGCAUCUGGCCAGGGUGUGAGAGGUGGGGCAGCAGCCAGGCCUGGGCUAGGUGGCCUGGUUCCCUGGUGUCCUUCUUCACAGUCCUGGGGUCCUCCCUUCUUUUCCCCAAGGUCCCCUCUUGUCCAUUGCCCUCCCUGGCAUCCCCUUCCCUGCCAGGAGCAUCCUGAGCCUGUGAUGCCUGCCCCAGGGAGAGACUCAGCUCUGCUGAUCCCGGCUGUGCUGAGGCCCAUCCAGAGCGGAGGGGAUUGGCCAGCAGGGCCUGGGUGACGGCCAAGCUUUGCUCCUGAUGACUCCUGUUACUUCUAAUCAUGUCUCAUUAAAAAAAAAAAAAAAGAUAUAUAAUGUAUAUACCAUAAAAUUUACCUUGUACAGAGUACAGUUUAAUGGGUUUUACUCUAUUGACAAAGUUGUACAGCUAUUGCCACUCAUUUCAGAACAUUUCAUCACCCCAUUCCUGUUAGCAGUCACUCCCCAUUUACCCCUAUUCUGGUCCCAGCUCUAGAUAACCCCUAAUCUACUUUCUAUCUCUAUGAAUUUGCUUAUAUUCUGGAGUAUGGAGAGUAGCCAGUCUGAAAACAUGUGAUAAAAACAUGUGGCCUAUAGACACAUGCAGAAACGCGCUUCCGUAAACUACUCUAACAAGACUAUUCAAAAAACAUCUACAAAAAAAAAAAAAAAAAAAA